This is a messenger RNA of Fusarium subglutinans, 975 nucleotides long. RefSeq lists its product as uncharacterized. NCBI's taxonomy places the organism in Eukaryota, Fungi, Ascomycota, Sordariomycetes, Hypocreales, Nectriaceae. Bases 1 to 975 code for a protein of 324 amino acids. The record is from RefSeq and is a predicted model, not a curated record. The transcript has a single exon.
AUGCGCUUCACUACGACUAUUCGCCUGUUGGGCGUUUCUCUUUUGGCCUCUGUUGCGAGUGGACAACUUGCUCCUGCGCCUCAUGGCUGGCCAAACUUCUGGUACAAAGGCCAUGUUACCGACAAAGCCACCUUCACGUACAAUCCAACAAAUGAGUUCAUCUUUCCCAGUAUCUUCCAUGCAGGGGAAUAUCUAGACGACCCUCUUGGAAAAUGGUAUCUCUACUACGCACCACACGAGAACCCAGGAGGUAUAUCGCUGGUAUACUCUGACAGUCUCGAGGGACCUUGGGAAGAGUAUGAGAACAACCCUGUCAUUGCCAACAAGUGGGAUUCAUACUACUCAGUCCCGCACGUCUCAAGCCCAGAUGCAAGUUGGAACUCUGACGCCGGCCGAAUGUUUCUCUACUUCCACGGCGAUAACACCCAAACUCGCUGGGCAGAAUCAAGCAACGGCGUUGACUUCCGUUACGGAGGCGUAGCAGUCAACAACCAAAUGAGCGGGUCCAACACCACAGAAUCAAGCUACGCUCGUGUCUUUGCGCAUCCCAACUCUGCAUCCAAGUACAACUACGCAAUGUUUUACAUGGCCAACGAAAAAGACAACAGGCGCAAGAUCCGUCUCGCUGAAUCUGUGGAUGGUCGGAAAUGGACUGUUGAUUCAGAUUAUGUUGUUCAGCCUGGCGGACCUGAGGGGACAGAUGUCUCGGGUGCGAAUUACUGGACGUGGAAUGGUCAGGCCUAUGUUAUUUAUCAUGGCUCUUCGGGUAAGAUUUACGCAAGGACUAUUGAUCAGACAUUGCGGGAUGUUGGGGUCGAGCCAAUUUUGCUGUAUCAGUCUAGAGGGAAGGGGGAGGAUGUUGGAAGGGUUGCAGCGCCUGAUAUUGCGAGUGCUGGAGGGAAUACUUACAUGUUUUAUGAGUCUGGAGAUCGGUUGGGUGCGACGAUUGCUUGGGCUAAGAUGCAAAAGCAAUAG